Molecule: messenger RNA, 3413 nt
Organism: Pseudophryne corroboree (corroboree frog)
Lineage: Eukaryota; Metazoa; Chordata; Amphibia; Anura; Myobatrachidae
Product: zinc finger protein 420-like
Exons: 9
Coding region: 125-3001 (958 amino acids)
Biological process (GO): regulation of DNA-templated transcription
Source: RefSeq, a predicted model, not a curated record
GCAUCCUAGACGCUCCCCUCCCCUUAUAUAUACAGCCGCCGCGCUGCAUGCCGGGAGUUGGAGUUUCCGUACAGGUGUCUUGCAGCUGUGAGGAACCGGAGAUCCUUUACUAGAAGUCACGUAAAUGAUGUCACGGAGGAUGGACAAGGACAGGAGUCAUGUGACUGAAAGGAUAUUAAGCCUCACUGUGGAGAUCAUCCAGCUGCUGACAGGAAAGGAUCACUCAGUAGUGAGGAAGACAUCUGGAAACUGUGAGACACCCAGCAGCCAUCCCCGUGUGUCAGGAGGACUGAGCAGGACCCAGAGCCCCAUCACGGUGCCUCUACCUCACUCACUGAUACAUGAGAGGCACAGUGACCAGAAGAUCCUGGAGCUCACCAACAAGAUCAUCCAGCUGCUGACUGGAGAGGUUCCUAUAAGGUGUGAGGACGUCGCUGUCUAUCUCUCCAUGGAGGAGUGGGAGUAUAUAGAGGAACACAGGGGCCUGUACAAGGACGUGAUGAUGGAGAAUCACCAGGCAUUGAAGACGGAUAUGACUGAGAGGAUAAUAAAUCUCUUCCUGGACAUCAUCUGUGUGCUGACUGGAGAGGAUCACACAGUAGUGAAGGGAACAUCUGGAGAGCGUGAGCCACCCAGCAGCCAUCACCGUGUGUCAGGAGGACUGAGCAGGACCCAGAGCCCCAUCACAGUGCCUCCACCUCACUCACUGAUACAUGAGAGGCACAAUGACCAGAAGAUCCUGGAUCUCACCAACAAGAUCAUUCAGCUACUGACUGGAGAGGUUCCUAUAAGGUGUGAGGAUGUCACCGUCUAUUUCUCCAUGGAGGAGUGGGAGUAUAUAGAGGAACACAGGGGUCUGUACAAGGACGUGAUGACGGAGAAUCACCGGCCCCUCACAUCACUGGAUGGGGCCAGUAACAGGAAUACCCCAGAGAGAUGUCCCCGUCCUCUUUAUUCCCAGGAUCAUACAGAGGAGAAACACAGUGUCCCACAGGAGGGUCAGUCUGAAGAACUUGUUAACGUAGAAGAUAUAAAGAUAGAAGAAGAUACGUAUGUGAUGGGUGAUCAGCUGUGUAAGGAGGAGGAGAUCCCUACAGGUAUCAGCACAGACCCAUCUAAAGAUCCAUCUACUGAUAUAAAGGAGGAAUCAUUCUUAUGUGAUGGAGGAGACCUCGCACACACUGAUCAUACACAGAAAAUAUCUACUCAUAUAAAAAGCAACUGCAUUACAAAUGCGUCUUGCUCUGUAUGUGGAAAAUGUUUUACUCUUAAUUCAGAUCUUGUUAGACAUCAGAGAAUUCAUACAGCUAAGAGACCGUUUUCUUGCUCGGAAUGUGGGAAAUGUUUUACAUGUAAAUCAAAACUUGUUAUACAUCAGAGAAGUCACACAGGUGAGAGGCCAUAUUCCUGCUCUGAAUGUGAGAAAUGUUUUACAGUGAAAUCAGAACUUUUUCGACAUCAGAGAAGUCACACAGGUGAGAGACCAUAUUCUUGCUCUGAAUGUGGAAAUGGGUUUAGAAAUAAUUCAGAACUUGUUGAACAUCAGAGAAGCCAUACCGGAGAGAAACCAUUUUCCUGCUCUGCUUGUAGGAAAUCUUUUACACGGAAAUCAGAUCUUGCUCGACAUCAGAAAAGUCACACGGGGCAGAGACCAUAUUCCUGCUCUGAGUGUGGGAAAUGUUUUACACGUCAUCCACAUCUUGUUAUACAUCAGAGUCUUCACACCGGAGAGAGACCGUAUUCUUGCUCGGAAUGUGGGAAAUGCUUUAGACGUAAUUCUCAACUUGUUGUACAUCAGAGACUUCACACCGGAGAGAGACCAUAUUCCUGCUCAGAAUGUGGGGAAGGGUAUAGAAGUUUUCCAGAGCUUGUUAGGCAUCAGAGAUUUCAUACAGGUGAGAGACCGUUUUCUUGCUCAGAAUGUGGGAAAGGGUUUGAAGAAAAGUCUCUACUUGUUAGACAUCAGAUGAUUCACACAGGAGCAUAUCCAUAUUCCUGCUCUGAAUGUGAGAGAGGUUUUUCAAUUAAAUCAGAAUUUGUUAGACAUCAGAGAUUUCAUACAGGUGAGAGACCGUUUUCUUGCUCAGAAUGUGGGAAAGGGUUUGAAGAAAAGUCUAUACUUGUUAGACAUCAGAUGAUUCACACAGGAGCAUAUCCAUAUUCCUGCUCUGAAUGUGAGAGAGGUUUUUCAAUUAAAUCAGAAUUUGUUAGACAUCAGAGAAGUCACACAGGUGAGAGACCGUAUUCUUGCUCGGAAUGUGGGAAAGGGUUUAGAAGUAAUGCAGAACUUGUUAUACAUCAGAGACAUCACACGGGAGAGAGACCGUAUUCUUGCUCAGAAUGUGGGAAAGGGUUUAGAAGUAAUGCAGUACUUGUUAUACAUCAGAGAAGUCACACAGAUGAGAGACCGUAUUCUUGCUCGGAAUGUGGGAAAGGGUUUAGAAGUAAUGCAGAACUUGUUACACAUCAGAGACGUCACACGGGAGAGAGACCGUAUUCUUGCUCAGAAUGUGGGAAAGGGUUUAGAAGUAAUGCAGGACUUGCAGUACAUCAGAGAAGUCACACAGGAGAGAGACCGUAUUCUUGCUCGGAAUGUGGGAAAGGGUUUAGAAGUAAUGCAGAACUUGUUAUACAUCAGAGACAUCACACGGGAGAGAGACCGUAUUCUUGCUCAGAAUGUGGGAAAGGGUUUAGAAGUAAUGCAGUACUUGUUAUACAUCAGAGAAGUCACACAGAUGAGAGACCGUAUUCUUGCUCGGAAUGUGGGAAAGGGUUUAGAAGUAAUGCAGAACUUGUUACACAUCAGAGACGUCACACCGGAGAGAGACCGUAUUCUUGCUCUGAAUGUGGGAAAGGGUUUAGAAGUAAUACAGGACUUGUUAUACAUCAGAGACGUCACACCGGAGAGAGACCGUAUUCUUGCUCUGAAUGCGGGAAAUGCUUUACAUAUAAUACACAACUUACUAAACAUCAGAAAAGUCACACAGGAGUGAACCCAUGAUAUAGGUCUGAGUGUAAGGAGAGGGAGUUAUAGUAAGCCAGAACUUUUACACGAGUGCGGUCACCCGGGAGCAUAGUCAUAUUUCAUUCUCUGUGUUUUACAUGUUUAUGUUCUUCACCGCAGAAUGUGUGAUUAUUACUAAUAAUAAUAACAAGUAUUAAUAUACUCUGCACCGAGCCUGAGUGCGGCUAUCUUGAAGCUUACGCCUAGAUUUCCCAGCAUGAAAUUCACACCCCGCUAUAUGAUACCAGCUUCUUUACUGGUUCCCUACGUUUUCUGUGUAUCUCUUCUACAUCCUCCUUUGUCAUUAAUUGGUUUUCUUCCAGUCCUCAUCCUCCACCCGCUAUCAAGAUUCAGCACCAAAAGGGAUUCCCGCAAUUCCACGGAAGGAGUACAGGGGGUAAUUCCAAGU